Messenger RNA from Cyphellophora europaea CBS 101466, 900 nucleotides. RefSeq lists its product as uncharacterized. Bases 1 to 900 code for a protein of 299 amino acids. Lineage: Eukaryota; Fungi; Ascomycota; Eurotiomycetes; Chaetothyriales; Cyphellophoraceae. The transcript has 4 exons. The record is from RefSeq and is a predicted model, not a curated record.
AUGUCCCAGCGAGAAGUGGCCGAUCCGGGCUCAGACCGACGCCUCACGCAGAUCGAGAACUGGCCACAGGCUGAAAAUGUUGGUGAUGGGGCCAGGCCAGAGAUGCUCUGGCCCGGUCAGGCGCAAGACGAGCAUACGCUCCGUCCAGAUGUAGGGUCGGAAGAGCCAAUCACACCUCCGAGAAAGCGGAACCGAAAACGAAAGCACGGAGAACGACUACCAGUACAGAACGCGACGGCGACAGUUCCACAACGGCCUGGAUCGGUGUGGGCAGUUUAUGAAAAGCGAUUCACGAUCGAAUUCGAUAUGGUGGUACCCAUUGUCGAGAAGAAGGAUGGAACUCCAGGCCUGUGGACAGUUCGUAAAACAUCGACAGAGAUGCUGGAUCGCAAGUUCCGGCUUCUCAAUCAGUUUCAGGAUGCAUCGAUGUUUGUCAGAAUCAUCGAAGUUUUCCUCGCAGACGAUACGAUGGACAUGGUCACACGUGGACUCCGAUUUCUCCAUCAGUAUCAUUUGGUACAUGGUAACUUGACUCUUUCCAACGUUCUGGUCAAUCCACAGGGUGAAGUCAAGAUAGCUGGUAUCGAAGAUUGUCAACGUGAGGGCGACGGCCCUAAACAGUGUCUUCAUGAUAUACACCAGAUAUGUGAUAUCGUCAUGUAUCUAGCAACGAAGACCGAUGACGACGAUCGGAGGCCUGACGUCACUCGCUAUUCGUCGGCCGUACUGGACUUUGUCUCGCCAGCGCCUUCUGCCACGGCUUCUGAUCUAUGCCGACACCGGCUGCUCCAAACUUCGUGGUCCACGAACGAUCUCGUCUGGCUGGUCAACUUUGCGACCCGGACAGCCAUGCAGUGGCUCGUCCUCCCACUACAAAAGUUUCCUAUGGAAGGAGCAUAA